AUGAAGCUUCAUAUCGCACCACCUCUUAUUAUCUCGGCCUACGUGUUUUCUGUAUCCAUUUUCCACAACACUGUUAAUGCCUUUUCGUUGCGCAUACCGAGUACCCACAGGACUGUUUUCCUUCCGCAAGUGACGUUGAAUGCCAAAAGAUGGAUGGUAGCAACGGGGGUAGAAACAAACGCUGCUGUGGCAACUCCAGAAAAUGACGAAAUCCAUCCUCGACGGGAUUGGACUCACGACGAGCCGCCCAAGUUGAGCGAAGUGAAGCGCAUGCUUCCCCAAGAAGCCUUCCACAUUGAUACAGCAACGUCACUUUUUUAUUUUGCGGUGGAUUUUAUCGCUGUAGCAUCCACUAUGGGAUUUCUGAACUCCGUCGUCUCAUCCGAUAUCUACCUUUCCUUCCCUAUCUGGGGCAAGUUCUUGGCUGUAGCCCCUUUACAGAUUUUGACCGGUUUUGCGAUGUGGUGCAUGUGGUGUAUCGGCCACGAUGCCGGUCACACUACUGUAUCCAAAGACCGGCGGUUCGGCGCUCUUAUUAAUAGGGUAGUUGGCGAAGUGGCGCAUUCCGCGAUUUGCUUAACGCCUUUCGUUCCCUGGGCCAAGUCUCAUCUGAAGCAUCACAUGGGACACAACCACUUGACGCGUGACUACUCGCAUCAAUGGUUUAUCCGAGAAGAACGAGAGUCGCUACAUCCACUUAUUCAACUGAGUCAUGCGACGCGAAAUUUACAGUUACCGAUACUUUACCUCGUUUAUCUCUUAUUUGGGGUUCCCGAUGGAGGACACGUCGUUUUUUACGGACGCAUGUGGGAGCAGUCUACCGCGAAGGAAAAGGCCGAUGCCGCGGUGUCCGUUAUCGUAUCCCUUGUCACGGCCGGUUCUCUGUGGAUCAAUAUGGGUUUGGCAAAUUUCUUCGUUGUUUGCAUGGUCCCGUGGUUGGUCCUGUCAUUUUGGCUCUUCAUGGUCACCUAUCUACAGCACCACUCCGACGAUGGUUUACUCUAUACGGACGAGACCUGGAGCUUUGAACGGGGCGCCUUUCAAACUGUUGAUCGUGAUUAUGGAACGUGGAUCAAUCGCAUGUCACAUCACAUGAUGGAUGGGCAUUUGGUCCAUCACCUGUUUUUCACUCGGGUUCCGCAUUACAGGCUCGAAGAAGCGACGAAAUCCUUAUAUGCAGUCAUGGCUGCGCGAGGGCAGUCACACCUGAUUAAAACGAUUGAUACGCCCGACUUUACGCAGGAGAUUGCCAAACAAUUCGACAAAAACUGGUUCUUUGUCAACGAAAAUCAGAUUGUACGCAAGUAA
This is a messenger RNA of Phaeodactylum tricornutum CCAP 1055/1, 1308 nucleotides long. RefSeq names its product precursor of desaturase omega-3 desaturase (gene PTD15). Gene Ontology annotation, biological process: lipid metabolic process. The coding region runs from base 1 to 1308 and encodes 435 amino acids. The transcript has a single exon. Gene Ontology annotation, molecular function: oxidoreductase activity. Lineage: Eukaryota; Bacillariophyta; Bacillariophyceae; Surirellales; Neidiaceae. The record is from RefSeq and is a predicted model, not a curated record.